Messenger RNA from Cygnus atratus (black swan), 540 nucleotides. It is a transcript of the gene TMEM278, whose product is annotated as transmembrane protein 88B. The transcript is spliced from 2 exons. Gene Ontology annotation, molecular function: PDZ domain binding. The coding region runs from base 1 to 540 and encodes 179 amino acids. The record is from RefSeq and is a predicted model, not a curated record. Lineage: Eukaryota; Metazoa; Chordata; Aves; Anseriformes; Anatidae. Gene Ontology annotation, cellular component: plasma membrane.
AUGUCUGACCAGGAGACCGAGGACUUUGGAGCAGAAAGCCUCUUAGACAAGUCUAAGAUGAUUCCCAGCCUCCCACCGUAUGACAUGGAUGACCAGCUCCUCCCCAGGGAGCCACGGAGCACCUGGUGCUGCUGGGCAUGGGCCCUGGCGAUAGUCACCAUGAACUUCCUAGUCUUCUUCAUCAAUCUUCUCCUGCUGCUUGUCAUCUUCACAGUUGUCUUGCUCCCCACCAUUGUGGUGGUUUACUUUGGCUUCCAAUGCCACUCUCGGGUGCUGCACUCCACGGCCCGCUACUGCAAAACCGUCCUGGACGACAACAGCUCUUCUGCCCUCAUCAUCCUGGGCUUCGUCAUCAUGUCGCCUCUCAUCGUGGUGGCCAUGGCCACCUACUGCAGCCUGGCGAGGCGCCUCCGCCUCUUCAUGUGCUUUCAGCCCUGGAGCAGGGCUGUGUACAAGGGGGUGAAAUGGCGCUGGUACGAGGAGGGAGGCCUGUGUGGCUGUGCCAGGGGCUGGAACACCCAAGUCAAGGCCUGGGUAUGA